ACUGCACACAUUGCCCAGUCAGCCAUCAUGAUUCACAGCCUCUAGCAGAAGGCUGAAAACAACAGAUAUCACCAGCACAGUUCGUUCAGCUAUCAUAAAUUAAUCUGCCAAAGAUUAGGAAUCAGAGGUAACAGUGAACAGAGAUGAGUGUUUUAGCUCUGCUGGCCACGAAUCAGAAAUGCAGGAAAGAAUGGUUCAGAGGUGACAUCCCAAGACAACCAUUAUACCCACCUCUUCCACCACGUCCAGGAAGCCACAGUAAUACUGGAGGAUUUAAUGAUUUCGAUCUUGUUGAUGGGAAGCCCUUACCACCACACAUAGCAGGAGAAGAAGGGCAUAAUUUCAAUCAUGGUGGAAACACAGAUUCAGGAUUAAUAGCUGGAGUUACAUCUCCCAUAAUUUCUGCUUUUGUGAUAUUAGUUGUUGGAUCUAUUGCGGCCUACACAGCUUACAAGAACAACAAGCUUUGUUUCAAACCACGUGGUGGGGCCACAGUGUAAACUGCUGAAAUGAAAACUGUCCUCUGUGGAUAUGUGACACACUCCUUUGGUUGGCAAUGUUCUGCCCACAGAUCUGACAUUUUUUUCAGCUUCAUAAUUCUGAGCAACAAAUCUUCCUCUGAUUAAUAAAUUUUUGGAGACACAGCAAUUCCAUUGUCUUCUACACGACGUUACUCUUAAAUCUUGAGAUUUACAUCAUCAAAGACUUAACAUCUCCAGAUAAGUAUUGCACUAUCUGGUGUAUUCAUAAACGUUGGAUAAGUAUUUUAAUUCAGGAGCUAUUUUAAAUGCAGAAUUCCAGCUAAAUAUGAGCUUAAAAUUAAAAUAUUUUGGUUUAUGAGGUUUUGGUUUUUUUUUUGCCAGCUUUUUUGGUUUAUGAGUGAAGAUUUUUUUUUCCUAUUUUCUAAAUUGUCCAAAAUAAUUCAUCAUUCUGAUAGGACAGAAAUAAGAAAAAUGCCAUUUCCAUUCACACAUUUUGCAUAUUUCUGUACUGUCUGUGGUAUUUAAGAAAAAAACUGAAGUUGUGUAAAUGAUUAAGCAUUUUAAUGCCUUUACUUUGUAUCUUAUGUCUGAACUCUUGCAAAGCAGAAAGAGCUACAGAUGGAAAAUACAUUCUUAAUUUUAAAAUACAACAUGAAAAGAACACGUGCACCGAUGAACCACUGAUUAAAAUAAAUAAAAUGAGGAGAGCACAAGUUAAUUUUAUUUAUUUAUUUAUUACUGAAAUGGUAUUUGGCUCUUCUCAGGAACUGGAAUCUGUUGUAAAUUAUGUUUUCCUUCUUGAAAAAUUAGAAGCCUCCAAAGGCAAUCUGAUAUAUUUUCUUUCUUUCUUUCUUUUUAUUUUAAGAAAUGUGUUCUUCAUAAUUUCUUUGAAGGAAAACUAAGUGCAGAGGUUUUGGAAUCAGUUAGAACCAAUCUGUGACAUUUUGUCUUGCGAAUCUAUGCCACCAACUUUUAAAUUUUGUACAUAUCUUUUAGCAGAAGUAUAGUUGAUACUUAGAGUUUUGCUAGAAAGGCUGCUUCAUCUUCUUUUGCUCCUCAUCAACCUUGCUGUGUUAACAAUGUUUGUAGGCAGACAAAAAUUAUCAUCAAAACCUAACACUUUUCCAGUUUCUCUGUCUUCAGGGAAUGAAACGCAGGUGAGAAGCUGGCAAAACUAGUGGUUUACUGACAUAAUUCUAUCAUAUGGUUAUUUUAGCUAACUUACAAGCAUAGAGGAAAUACGUGAAGAAUGUAUUUUCUUAAAAAUUUGCAUGCAGGUGGAUGUAAAAACAAUUUUGUGUUUGUUGAAUUGUUGAGAGAAAGACAUCAUCUGGACAGGUACACUUUUCAUAAAAUAAAAUAUUGUUCUAUCUCUGUGACAUUUGACAUGGAUACUUCAGUUGCUGAAGAGAUCUUUAUUUUGAUCCUGAAUGUAAGAAAUUAUCAUGUACAUCAGUUCAAACAUGGAAACACCUUGACAACAUGCAAAGAUAACAAGCAGUUUUGUGGCUACCACUUUCAACUCAUCAUCGAUAAUACAUUUUAAUAGAGUUUUCCAGGACACAUGCUUUUUCUUUAAAAAUAUGAACUUCUCAUGUUAAUAUUUAUGAAAGUUACUAUAUGUUUUGUCAGGUAGAUGUUAAAGCUUUUUGUGGUUACCACCUCCAUUGCUUGUUUAACAGUAAAAAUAUGAAUGAUCCUUCUUUCUCUUGAGAAUUUUCAAUAAACACAUACUCUGUUUUACCUAAAAUGAAAUGAAGUUUGCUUGUUUUGUGAGUUAUUUUAUGGAAUGUAUGCUGGCUGGCUGGUACCCUUAAUGUCUAAGCUGAUGUGGGAGCUACUAUUAGAGGAAAGAAAAAAAAAA
This is a messenger RNA of Meleagris gallopavo (turkey), 2346 nucleotides long. The record is from RefSeq and is a predicted model, not a curated record. NCBI's taxonomy places the organism in Eukaryota, Metazoa, Chordata, Aves, Galliformes, Phasianidae.